UAAUAAUAAUAUAGGUAUACUAUUAAGAUACUGUAUGUUAAUGUACAGUAUAUACAGUAUUAGCCUACUAGCCUACAUAGUAUAUUAAUAGGCUUUAUAACAACCCUCUGUUAACCCUAAUUAACCUCUACAACCGAAAGGUACUAACCCUAACUAACCUCUACAACCGAGAGGUACUAUCCCUAACUAACAUCUACAACCGAGGGGUUGGCCUACGUACCCUAACUAACCUCUACAAACGAGGGUUGUCCUAACCCCGACUGAACCCCGUCAGGAGCAGAAGGGGGAGAGAUGCCUACUGCGACUGCGCAGCAAGGCUCUCUGGGAGGCUGCAGGAUUUGGCAGAUUUUAGAAAGAUUUUAUUCAUUUAACGUUUUUACUAACACGAAGCACGUCUAACAGGACUACAAAAAACUUUUUUAUUUUUUUUUCAGGAGCAUUCUGGAUUCUGGAUUAAGAAGCACAACAAUGAGUGCUCAGUCCGACAUCAACAAGAAGGUCUUCGUCCCACGGGGAGAGACGAUGCUGGUCGCCGUGGAGGUGAGGAGGAGGAGGAGGACGGCCGGGAGGAGGAUCCUCCAGCUGUCCACACGAGGGGGAGAAUACGCGACCUACCUCUGUCUAUCAGUGACCAAUAGGACGCCUCCUCAACUGCUCAUCACCAAAGUCAAACAGUUUGCCGGCUCCGCCCCCUUCGUCACAAGGUCACAGUGGGGCGUCGACCAGCUCCGCCAGGUCAAUGGAAUCGACCCAAACAAGGACUGCCCAGACUUCGACCUGGUCUUUGACAACACCGUGGACCAGUGGCUGUGCAGCUCCUCUGCAGAGAAGUGCAUCUUCAUCCUCAUCCUGUACCAGGCCUACAAGACCUACACCGGAGGUCCCACCGGCCCCCCUGUGUGUCUGCCUGUGGGCGUUGGGAAGGUGGGGGCGUUGCGCAGGAUGAGCCUUGAUGCCGUCCGGAUCGCGCCGCGCGGGCCGGUGGAGCCCCCGGUGGCCGGAGGACCGAGGGCCCGGACGCUAUCGCCCAGGAGGAAGAGCUGCGUGCCUGCCAGGGGGACAGAGUUCAUCAACUGUCAACCCAAGCUAACGGGAGAGGCCUGUACCAUGAACCUGGUCAUCUACCGCGUCAAAGCCUUCUUCACCCGCCUGAGGAAGAGGAUGCUAGCCAAGCGCCCGGCCCACCGGUCCAAAGGUCAGCCAGGACAUUUCUCGGGGGGCAUCAUGAGUAAUGUAGUGCAGAGGGUGACGGUGUCUGUGGGCGAGCGAGGACAGCGACUAACCCGGGCGGAGGACCAGACGCUGGAGCUAAUGCACAAAGCCCAGCAGUUCGCAGACACGGCCCACAAGCUCAGCCUGAAGUACUCAAAGUGACUUCACCGAAAACCUUGAAGAAGAACAAGGCCUAGCGCUCUGGGAGUUCCUUAACCAGCCCGGAGAACCAUAACUAGAACCCUGGGAGUUCUUUAACCAACCUGGAGAACCUGGAGUAGAACCCUGGGAGUUCCUUAACCAGCCCGGAGAACCAUAACUAGAACCCUGGGAGUUCCUUAACCAACCUGGAGAACCUGGAGUAGAACCCUGGGAGUUCCUUAACCAACCUGGAGAACCAUAACUAGAACCCUGGGAGUUCCUUAACCAACCUGGAGAACCUGGAGUAGAACCCUGGGAGUUCCUUAACCAACCUGGAGAACCAUAACUAGAACCCUGGGAGUUCCUUAACCAACCUGGAGAACCUGGAGUAGAACCCUGGGAGUUCCUUAACCAACCUGGAGAACCAUAACUAGAACCCUGAGUUCCUUAACCAACCUGGAGAACCAGGCCGAGCGCUCUGGGAGCUCCUUCACCAGAGGUCCACUGCUGAGGAGAUAAAGUACUUACUGCUGGCUGUAAUCAGGUCUUGUGAUGAACUACUGACUGUAUUUCUUGUGUCUGGUGUUUAACCACAUGUCGUAAAGUCCUUAUGUUGUCAUGUCUGUCUUCAAUGUUUGAAGGUCUCCUUAUGCUGCUAGCCUCUCGUAUCUGUUUUAAUCUUUGUUUGUCUGUCUGAUGGACUUCUGUUCAUGUCUACAUAUUGUCGGCCUUUCAUUCAUGUGUCUGUUAUCCGUAAUGUCUUGAUUACUUUAUGUUUGUGCGAUGCAUAUUCUUCUCGGUGUGAGUGGGGCUACGUACAUGUAAAGCUUCCUUAAUGUAACUUGACUUAACAAUCCAAACUGCUCUUAAAACAACACACAAUACAUUGUGUGUUUGAAUAAACUGUUUACAAAGAGCUGUUAUGUCACUUUGAAUUAUAUUUUGAGAUGCAUGUCUCUGAUAUGACGUUACCAACCCUCACCACCAGAGGGCGCCAGAUGGCCAUCUGGCUACAGCCACACACAUCAUUGUGAGUUGAUGUCACGA
This is a messenger RNA of Gadus chalcogrammus (walleye pollock), 2400 nucleotides long. RefSeq names its product syntaxin-binding protein 6-like. NCBI's taxonomy places the organism in Eukaryota, Metazoa, Chordata, Actinopteri, Gadiformes, Gadidae. The coding region runs from base 469 to 1374 and encodes 301 amino acids. The record is from RefSeq and is a predicted model, not a curated record. The transcript has 7 exons.